AUGGGGAGCUGCCAGUGUGACAGGGCGCUGGGAGUCACAGCCCACCCCGGGCCGUCUCCUGGAGUGUGCCGGUGCCUCCAAACGAUGAGGAUCCCUUCAGCACCCCAGAGGAGGGGGGGUGGUCCUGGCAGAUGUGGCUACAGUGGCUGUCUCACCCCCUUGCUUCCCCACAGGCAGGGGCCGAGAGAUGCCGAGCAGCCACGUAAAGUGUGGGGGGAACAGCAGCCGUUUGGGUCCAGCCUGACGCCCUGCUCUCUACCCCCUUGUCCCAUCCACGUUCAUGGCCUCGUCCUGCAGCUGGGCUCUCCCUGGUCACAGGUGUUGUCUUUGGCAGGGCUGGGGUCAGCCUGCGGGUCCAGAGCCAGUGUUUUAUGUAAGAGAGAGGUGCUUCCUGCAUGCCUUCCCUGCGGCGCCCAGAUAAGCCCCAUGGUGACAAGGGCCCUUUGUCAGCUCCUGUCCCCAGGUGACAUGUCACAGGGGCCAGGUGCAACAGCUUGUCACCUGCUGCCAGCGCUGAGCGAGGCCUCUGAAGAUAAGGUGUGCCGGUGGGGCCUACCGCCCUCCCCCCCCUUCCAGGCCAGCACCUGGCUCAGGGCCUGCCCCCCAUACCCCCUAUAUAUCCCUGUGGGGCGCUCCCAGCUUGGCUGCACACCCAGGGCUGUGGGGCUGGACUGGGCUUCUCCGGUCCCCAGGGACGGCUCCCGGCCAGGCUGCAGCAGGGCAGGGGUGAGUGCUGCAUGUCAGGGUGCUGGGACCCCCGGACUGCCUGGGGGACAAUGGCCACAGGGGGUGGACUUGGGGUACCGCAGCCCCCGUGGCUGGUGGUCCCCGGUGGCAGCUCUGGGGCCGGACAUGGGGGUUGACCCCGCUGGAGCUGGGUGCCGCAGGCAGGUGUCUGCCCGGCAGAACUAACCCAGUUUAACAGAGAAACCUGCCCUGUGCCAGAUUUUCUGGGCUGUUCUCAGCAUCUCAGUUACCAAGGUGACUGUUUCCUGUGCGAUUGCUAAUGCUUCAUGAUCUCCCUCACGAUAUCUGAGUGACUUCCUUUUCUCUGUAAGGAGCUGUAGGACCCGCUCCUGCCCAGGGGCUGCCCAGACCCCUUCUGAGGUGUGGAGGAUUCAGAUUGUGCUGCUGUCCCUGACGGUCUGUUCCUGCUGCUGUGGGUUCGUCCCCAUGCUCUCUUGGGCUGAGCAGGGACCAGUGUGGCAGAGCG
This is a messenger RNA of Calidris pugnax (ruff), 1213 nucleotides long. RefSeq lists its product as uncharacterized. Bases 1 to 912 code for a protein of 303 amino acids. The transcript has 2 exons. Lineage: Eukaryota; Metazoa; Chordata; Aves; Charadriiformes; Scolopacidae. The record is from RefSeq and is a predicted model, not a curated record.